Messenger RNA from Artibeus jamaicensis (Jamaican fruit-eating bat), 1133 nucleotides. It is a transcript of the gene TMEM86B, whose product is annotated as transmembrane protein 86B. The coding region runs from base 90 to 764 and encodes 224 amino acids. The record is from RefSeq and is a predicted model, not a curated record. NCBI's taxonomy places the organism in Eukaryota, Metazoa, Chordata, Mammalia, Chiroptera, Phyllostomidae. The transcript has 3 exons. Gene Ontology annotation, cellular component: membrane.
ACGUGUAACCAACCACACGCCGUCCCCUCCAUCCCCAAAGCCAUUGCUGCUCCCCACUCUGGCGGGGGGGGGGGGGGACACAGGCCGACAUGGAUGCCCGGAAAGAGGGGCUGCCCCGAAAUGCGCGAUUCUCAGCCCAACAGCCACGCCUGCUCAGCCUGACCCCCUUCUUUAUCGCCUGCGCUGCUUACUUCCUCCUCCGGGUCCCGGACGACCCGCCCUCCUGGGUCGGCGCGCUGGUCAAGUGCCUGCCCGUGCUGACCCUGGCUGGCUUCCUGCGGACCUGCUCUGGCGGGGACUGCAGCGCUGUCCUGCAGGUGGCCCUGCUGUUCUCUGCCCUCGGGGACAUCUGUCUCGUCUGGCCCCAGGCCUUCCUCUGUGGUGUCCUCGCCUUCAGCCAGGCCCAGCUGCUCUACACCUGGGUCUUCGGCCUCAGGCCCCUGCGGCUGGGCCUCCUGCUGCCCGUCCUCCUGGUCUCCCUCCCGUUCUCCGGCUUCCUCCUGUCGCGUCUCCAGCCCGACAUGGCCCUGCCUCUGGCGGCCUACGGCCUGGCCCUGAGCACCACGCUGUGGCGGGGGCUGGCCAGAGGCGGGAGGGCCCGCUGGGGCGCCACGCUCUUCGCCAUCUCGGACGCCGUGCUGGCCUGGGACACCUUCGUCCAGCCCCUGGCCCACGGCCGCCUGCUGGUCAUGGCCACCUACUACGCCGCGCAGAUGUUCAUCGCCCUGUCGGCCUUCCAGGGCCCCAGGCUCAAGACCCACUGACCGAGGGCCCACACGGCACGCCCCCCCCCCCAGUCCAUCUGCUCCCCUCCUGCAAGGACCUGGGCCUCCCAGCCAGACCCGGAUGGGGGAACGCCCUCCAGGGCCGAAGCCAGCCUGCCAGCCUCCGUCUGCAGAGGCUUCUGUCCACCGGAAUGCCGAACCAUUGUCAGAACUCCGGAUCCACCGAGUUCCGAACACCUUCCCUGGAUUCUGAUUCCAGGUUCCAGGCCCUCAGUCAGAUCCUCGCUGGGCCCCGCCCAAGCCCCCGCCUGCCCCUGUGACCACAGGCGGCCUCCCGUGUCCACCGGCCCCCUGCCCUCUGGCCCCAGUUACUCAUUUGUUAUCUGAGUAAAGGGGACGUUGAAAUGA